GAGAGAGAAAGGACGGAGCAAAGAUGCCGGCGGGUCAUGGUCUUCGUGCACGAACACGUGAUCUUUUCUCGCGUGGGUUCAGGAAGAAGGGGACGAUCCCUUUGUCGACGUACCUGAAGAUCUACCACAUCGGAGACUAUGUCGACGUCAAGGUGAACGGUGCUGUCCACAAGGGUAUGCCCCACAAGUUCUACCAUGGCCGUACUGGUCGUGUCUGGAACGUCACCAAGCGCGCCAUCGGUGUCGAAGUAAACAAGCAGGUUGGCAACAGGAUCAUCAAGAAGAGGAUCCAUGUUCGUGUGGAGCAUGUUCAGCCUUCCCGGUGCACAGAAGAAUUUAAGCUGAGGAAGAAGAAAAAUGAUCAAUUGAAAGCUGAUGCAAAGGCUCGAGGUGAGAUCGUCAGCACAAAGAGGCGGCCAGAGGGCCCCAAACCAGGUUUCAUGGUUGAGGGUGCAACUCUGGAGACUGUAACGCCAAUUCCAUAUGACGUGGUCAAUGAUCUCAAGGGUGGUUAUUAAUCAGCUUUUUCUGGAUUAGUCUUGUUUGGUUUAUGUGUUGUGAACGUCUGAAAACGGAUUUGUUAAUCUUUACAAGUGGUCCACUGUAGACCUUUUUUUGGGCGAUGUUUUGUUUUGCAAUUAGUAGUGAAACUUGGUUACUGAAAUAUUGAAUCCAAUGAAUCUAGAGAUUCUCUAUAAAAUUGUCAUUUGUGUUCCCUUUUUUUCCCCAAUGUCAGGAAAAAAAGUUGUGCAGAGGUUUGAGCAUUCUCCUAGAAUCAUCAUCAUCCAUGCCAUAAAGCAUGACGAAACAUUGUAGCUACUGUUGUUUGUGUUGUUGGAUUUUUGUUCAAAGAGGUUG
Ilex paraguariensis (yerba mate) is the source of this 858-nucleotide messenger RNA. NCBI's taxonomy places the organism in Eukaryota, Viridiplantae, Streptophyta, Magnoliopsida, Aquifoliales, Aquifoliaceae. The record is from the annotation of a GenBank genome assembly.